This is a messenger RNA of Penicillium verrucosum, 333 nucleotides long. RefSeq lists its product as uncharacterized. The transcript is spliced from 2 exons. The record is from RefSeq and is a predicted model, not a curated record. NCBI's taxonomy places the organism in Eukaryota, Fungi, Ascomycota, Eurotiomycetes, Eurotiales, Aspergillaceae. Bases 1 to 333 code for a protein of 110 amino acids.
AUGACGUUUAAGAUUUCACAUGAUAAGGGGACCUUCUUACCUCCAACCCUGGAUGCAAUCAUGGGGACAGAGCAAACCUUCAUCUACACACUACAACUGUGCCAAAGGCCUAUAUAUGGCAGCCGGAAAAUGACAGAACAGUUAGUCAAGCAGUAUCCGCCUGUGUUCCAUGCGUUGGCUAUGAUGAACGGCUUGCAGCAUUUGCGAAUCUCCUGCGAGGGUCAGGUACCAAGCCAUCGCCACGCCCAGAUCCGCAAGCUCACGGUCCAUUUGACGAGUUUCGGCCAUGAGCCAGGUCAACCGACAGACCACCUCAAGCUCUUUCAUGUAUAA